AUGGACGUGGACGUGAGUCCCUUUUCGAUCCAACUGAGAAUCUGCUCUUCUUCUGAGCAUCAGCCUGCCAGCUGCUCUCGCAACGUAAAAGCCUCAAGCUGCCCACACUUCAGGAAAGACUGCCAUUCGUUAGCCUACGAGGAGGAAUCUCCGAUCGCGUUCGGGCUGAGGGUCCAGAGCCUGCCUACAUCAGGCCCCUUGCCUCUUUCUCUUCCGACAAACAUCUCGUCGACCGGCAUCUGGACAAGCUCUCCUCAAAGCCCCCCUGCCUCCCCGACCACUGGCACAUCCGUCUUCCCAGUUACGACCUCGGCUCCAACACCUACACUCCCCAAGAACGUUUCCGUAGAGCCCAGAGAGGAGGACACCAGCCUCCCGGCCUCUCACUGGGAACACAAGAACACAGACCCCUCCCCAACAAGCGGGGGGCUGCACUUAACACCCACGCCCUCAGAACACAGCUCAGGCACUCCCAAGGCAAGUGUGCCACCCACAGGGUCGCAGUCCCCCUCUGAGACCCCAGCUCAGUCCCCCGCUGAGUCCCCCACGGAGUCUCCUGCACUCACCUCCCCUCAGGCUGCAGCCUCAUCACCUCCACCCCUGUCAACCUCACCCCCAGAGGCUUCGUCUGCCUCCUCUGCCAGCACCAACCACAGCUCUGCUGAGACCAGCCUCAAGCCCACAGGAGCCCCAGCCACACCAGAGUCCCCAGCAGAAGAGCACAGCUCUGACCACACACCCACUUCGCAUGCCACGGCAGAGCCUGUGCCCACGGAGACGACGCCCCAAGCGACAGUGCCGGCCAAAGUGACCUGUAUGCUGAUCGACGUCGAGACCACUGCCUCCCCCGGGGUGAUCAUGCAGGAAGUGGAGCAUGCUCUAAGUUCAGGCAGCAUCGCCGCCAUUACGGUGACUGUCAUUGCCGUGGUAUUGUUGGUGUUCGGAGUUGCAGCGUAUCUGAAGAUCAGGCAUUCCUCCUACGGAAGGCUUCUGGAUGAUCACGACUACGGAUCCUGGGGAAACUACAACAACCCUCUGUACGACGACUCCUAA
Puma concolor (puma) is the source of this 1053-nucleotide messenger RNA. RefSeq names its product prostate androgen-regulated mucin-like protein 1 (gene PARM1). Lineage: Eukaryota; Metazoa; Chordata; Mammalia; Carnivora; Felidae. Gene Ontology annotation, cellular component: plasma membrane; early endosome; late endosome. The record is from RefSeq and is a predicted model, not a curated record.